UGUGUGUGUGUGUCUGGAUAAAACAUCAUCGUUAGCUAUGGAGUACAUGCAAGAUCCAGCAUCGAGCAGCCAGGGCAACAUUCUUUGUUGCUUAUGUGGUAUCCCGAUUCCCCCGAACCCAGCCAACAUGUGCGUGGCCUGCCUGCGGCAACAGGUGGACAUUUCCGAUGGAAUCCCGAAGCAGGUCUCCGUCCAUUUCUGCAAGCAGUGUGAACGGUACCUACAGCCUCCGGGCACAUGGAUUCAGUGUGCUCUAGAGUCGCGCGAGCUGCUCGCUCUCUGCCUUAAGAAAAUAAAAAGCACGAUGUCAAAGGUGCGGCUUAUCGACGCGGGCUUCGUGUGGACGGAGCCGCAUUCUAAAAGGAUCAAGUUAAAGCUCACCAUUCAGAAAGAGGUAAUGAACGGUGCGGUGCUGCAGCAGGUGUUCGUGGUGGAUUUCAUCGUUCAGUCACAGAUGUGUGACGACUGUCAUCGAGUGGAAGCCAAGGAUUACUGGAAAGCCGUCGUGCAAGUUAGACAGAAGACUGUCCACAAGAAGACCUUUUACUACCUGGAACAGCUGAUUCUGAAGCACAGGGUGCACCAGAACACACUUCGCAUCAAGGAAAUCCACGAGGGCCUUGAUUUUUACUACAGCUCCAAGCAGCAUGCUCAGAAGAUGGUGGAUUUCCUACAGUGCACAGUUCCAUGCAGAUCCAAGUCCUCGCAGCGUCUCAUCUCUCACGAUGUCCACUCGAAUACCUACAACUAUAAAAGCACCUUCUCUGUAGAGAUCGUGCCCAUCUGUAAGGACAACGUGGUGUGUCUGUCUCCACGUCUGGCUCAGAGCUUGGGAAACCUGGGCCAGGUGUGCGUGUGCAUUCAAGUGACCAGUACCGUGCACCUCAUCAACCCAAACACACUGCAGCUUGCAGAGAUAGAUGCGAACACGUACUGGCGUCACCCGUUUAACAGCCUCGUCAACCCGCGCCAGCUGGAGGAGUUUAUCGUCAUGGACCUCGACAUCAUCAGGGAGCAGCGAUUAGGAGCAGGAGCUGGCCUUAGAUCCAACCGGCACACCUUGGCUGAAGUGUGGGUUCAAAAGACCAGCGAGAUGAACACCAGUCAGCAGUAUCACUGCCGCACACACCUGGGCCACCUCCUGAACAUCGGGGACCUGGUGAUGGGCUAUGACUUUGCCAACUCGAACCUUAACGACGAGUUCCUGAACAAGAUGAAUCCUCACCACGUGCCUGAUGUGGUUCUGAUUAAGAAGUGCUACGACAGGACGAAGAGAAUAAAGCGCAGGAACUGGAAGCUGAAGGAGCUGCAUAGGGACCGAGAAGGCAUGGACACGGAUGAUGAAAGGGAAUACCAAGACUUCUUGGAGGAUCUUGAAGAGGACGAAUCACUGCGUAAGAACAUCAACAUCUUCAGAGAUGCCUCUAAAGUUCCUGUGGAGAGCGACACGGAUGACGAAGGCAUACCAAGGAUCUCACUGGCGGAGAUGAUGGAGGACCUGAGUCUUAACGAUGCCACCGGAGGGGAAGGGGCGGACAUGAUGACGGAUUAGAAUUGCAUAAUAAACGCAGAGGGGAAACGAAAACACCAGCACUGAGGCAGAAAGGCUUGGGCAGUCCAGGGGGAACCCUGCACACGUUUGCUUUCCUGUGUGCUUCAGUGCACCCCAAGAGAUCCUUAAUAAUUAGCAUAAUUUGUUUAAGGGAACUCUCAAAGGAUGUAGUGCAGGGUUCCCUCCAGAUUUGCCAUAGCGGGAGCUACUGGUGUGUUUCUGUGGAAUUCGCAGCUUGCUAUAUGGAGAAUGCUUAAUUUUUUUUUUUCACAAUACAAUAAUCAAAUAAUACAAUAAUCUAAUAAUAAUGAAAUACUAUAUUGAGUACCUGUGUAUUCUGGCAGAGGACUGAGUAAAGUCUUCACCAUAAAUAAAAAAUCUUGGCUAAUGAA
Clarias gariepinus (North African catfish) is the source of this 1944-nucleotide messenger RNA. It is a transcript of the gene nmd3, whose product is annotated as NMD3 ribosome export adaptor. The transcript has 17 exons. The record is from RefSeq and is a predicted model, not a curated record. Gene Ontology annotation, molecular function: ribosomal large subunit binding. Lineage: Eukaryota; Metazoa; Chordata; Actinopteri; Siluriformes; Clariidae. Gene Ontology annotation, cellular component: nucleus; cytoplasm. The coding region runs from base 38 to 1552 and encodes 504 amino acids. Gene Ontology annotation, biological process: ribosomal large subunit export from nucleus.